GACUGACGCCUUUCCCUGCACCAAUCGGAGCGCAGAACCGCCGCGGCCGGAAGAGGGCGGGAUGUGAUGCCGGAGAUGGAUGCCAUUGGUUGAAAGCUGAGGGGCCAUGGCGUCGCCCCCGGCUCCCCCGGCCAAGAAGAGGAAGAUGAAUUUCUCGGAGCGGGAGGUGGAGAUCAUCGUGGAGGAGCUGGAGCGAGGCAAACAUCUCCUCAUCAACCACUUCAACGCCGGCGUCCCGCUGGCUGCCAAGGCCGCAGCCUGGCACGACAUCCUGCGGAGGGUCAACGCCGUCGCCACCUGCCACCGAGAGCUGCCCGAGGUGAAGAAGAAAUGGUCCGACCUCAAGACUGAGGUGCGGCGUAAAGUGGCACAAGUGAGAGCGGCCAUGGAAGGGGGCAGCGAGAGCCACAAUGGAGGCGGUGCUGGGACGGAGGGUGAGGACCCUACGGGUGCUACGGCAGCUCCCGUCAUCCUCACCCCAAUGCAACAGCGCAUCUGUAACCUGCUGGGAGAGGCCACCAUCAUCAGCCUGCCCGGCGGGGAGUGCGGGGCUGCAGACGGCACCGAGAUCCCCAUCACCGCAUCCGCCACCACCGUCACACUGACCCAGAUUCCUGCAGAGACGACGUACCACAGUCUGGAGGACGGGGUGGUGGAGUACUGCACAACAGAAGCCCCCACCGCAGUUACUGCUGAAGCACCGUUGGAGAUGAUGGCACAUCAACACGAAGUAUCUGCAAAACCUCAGGAGCUGAAAAGCCGCAUUGCUCUGAACUCAGCCAAGCUCCUGCAGGAGCAGCGAGUCACCAACUUACACGUGAAGGAGAUCGCCCAGCAUCUGGAGCAGCAGAAUGACUUGCUUCAAAUGAUCCGUCGCUCUCAGGAGGUGCAGGCGUGUGCGCAGGAACGCCAGGCUCAAGCCAUGGAAGGAACACAGGCUGCACUGAGUGCCCUCAUCCAGGUCCUCCGCCCCAUGAUUAAGGACUUCCGUCGAUUUUUGCAGAGCAAUACACCCAGUCCUUCGGUGACCGCUGAUCCCAGCCAGACUGGGCAGCAAGAUGGUAUUAUCCAGUGAAAGGAACAGCAGUGGGACUUGUUUCUUGGGGAAAAAAAAAGCCCUGCCCCUGCUGCCAUUGGACACAAUAAUGGGGUGCUGGCUCUAGUCAAUGUGUAACGGCUCUCCUUGGAGUCUAGGCUGAGCCUGAACAACUUUCUUCUCUGCUAAUCUUCUGCUGAUCUGCCUUUUCAGACCCAUCAUACAGAGCAGAAGCAGGAGAUUUGAUAAACAAGGAAGCUAACAUUGGUUGCUUUAGUUCCUCAGAACAAUAGAUUUGUGUCUUUUUUAAAAGAGGGAGAGAAAAAAAAGACAAUUAUUUUUUUAUCCAUUUGAAAAACUUCUGGCUAUGACACUUCUUUCUUCCUCUGCCUUGAUCCAUAGCCUUUAACUGACUUCAAACACGGAGAGUCUUUCUAUUAAGUCACAGUAGUGAAGCUGCCAAGGAACAGAUAUCACAAGCUGUAGUGUCUGGCUGUGAAUGCAUUUCUGUUUCUUGUUGAAAGUGUUCACUGGAAACGUGGUAUCUGAGGUGGUACAACCUUUCUCUGCACUGAGAGUCUGUGGAUAUUGCUCUUGGAGCAUGAAGUUCACCCGCACAGACUAGCUCUAAGCCUGUAUGCAGUUCAGGAUCCCACCCAUAUCCCCCAAGGAUAUAAAUGGGAUUAAAACAGUGUAUUCACCUCGUGUUCUAUCUGUGCACAGUCAUGAAAUUCAACUUUAAACUUAGCAGAUGUGAUGAAAAUGUCUUGCCUUGGUUACCAGACACUGUCCUGGGAUACGUAUUGGAAGCAAUUACCUGUCCCAGUGUAUUUAAUACACAAAGACACAUAGAAAAAAGUGAAUUCAGGUGGGUUUACAAAACACCCUCUGUCUCAUAACGCACAGUUUGCCACCUCCAUAACAGCUCAGUCUCUCUGAAUGGACCUGGUCUGGAGAGCUUCAACCGCACAGCGAUUCCCAGCAGACGACCUUGAGGAGGUUGGCAGCCAUUGGUUGGAGUGAGUGAGCUUUGGACCAUUUGGUUCUGGUGGUGGUAUUUGUUCUGUACCUUUUAGGAGCCAGAAGCAAAGUCUGCAGUUCUUUACUCUGCUUGCUGGCUUUGGCUGGGAUUCUAAGUGGCUCUGAGGUUCACCUCACCUAUUUUCUCACACUUAAACAGGGUUAAGUAGCAUCUGCAGCUCCUGAUCUGGAGGUGUUGAGGUUGUUGGGUUUGGUCCUCACUGAGACAGCUCUAUUUCACAGGAUGGUGCGAUUCCUACCGACUUGGAGUAGCUUCAUAAACUCUUAGAUGACAAGUUUCACUUGCAGAUGCAUGGAAGCUAACUUCAAAAAUAUAUAUAUAUAUGUAAGUCUUUUCCCCAUACCUUGCAAUAUCUUUCACAUUUAACAGUCUUGUUGAUUGCCAGAUACUGCUUUUGAAGCCAGACUUUCUCAGAGUUGAUAUUUUCUUGCUGUUAAGUCUCCUUUUGGGCUGAGAAAUGGUGAGCAAAGACUGAAUUUGCACAAUCACACAAGACCUUUACAUAUUUUAUGGUGGGAUACUGACGGAGAACCCCCACUUAGAGCAGUGGGUGACCAUUCUACUGCCUACCUCUGCCCUUCAGGAAUCUCCUCUAUGAGGCUGAUGGGGGAGAAAAGAACAGCUUUAGAACUUCGGCCCUGGAAGGCUCCGACCCUUUGACACAGACAUCUCAGUGCUGAGUCAGGGCAGCACCAGCUGCUCCUUCCCACCUUGUUGGGCAUCCAGCCAUGUGAGUAACGCUCUCCUGAUUCUUUCUCUCAGACUUUAUGGAGUCGAAUCAAUUGCUCGAUCGAAGAUUAUUUUUAAAGCAGAAAACUAUGUCAUGUAUGUUGUUUUACCUCGUUUGUGUAACGAUCUCUCCUUUGCAAAAUAUGGUUUUUAAUUAAAAUAUAUAUAUAUAUGGUUUUUGGUAAA
This is a messenger RNA of Coturnix japonica (Japanese quail), 2993 nucleotides long. RefSeq names its product nuclear apoptosis inducing factor 1 (gene NAIF1). Gene Ontology annotation, cellular component: nucleus. The record is from RefSeq and is a predicted model, not a curated record. Lineage: Eukaryota; Metazoa; Chordata; Aves; Galliformes; Phasianidae.